AAGAUCCAAAAGAAGGCCAAAAAAAAUGCUUGCUCCAGCAGGAUCGCAAAUCUGAAAUUGCUCGAUCCAAAUUGUGUCUUGUACCUAAAAAGGAACCGCCAAAACCGAUAAAUAACUGCCUGACGUUCAGUCUUACAUCUAAAAAAUCUAAAUUUCGAUCGGGUUCUGCAAAGCUCCAAAAUACGAUUUUCUCCCUCCAAAAUCCGACAGGGAAAUAAGAAGAGUCGGAGCCAUUCGUGCUUAGACGAAGCAUCUAAAUCACACAAAACUUCUUUCUUUGCAUUUUUUGCUUAGAACACCUACCAAAACCAACAAAAUGCCGACUCGUUCCACCGGUACUGUCGCUAAGUGGUUGAACCACAAGGGUAUCGGAUUCAUCACGCCAGAUGGAAACCAGGAAGGCGAUCCAGACGUCCUGGUCCACUACCAGCAGAUCAAGCAGGAGUCCGAGGAUGGAUUCAAAUCCCUUCAGCAGGGAAGCCAGGUAUAAGGAUGAGAAAGAUUUUAGUUUUAGAUUUGCUGUUGCUUUAUUGACAUCAGGUAGCGUAAAUUGUCACGUGGUUCGCAAUUGAAUGAAUGAAAGAAAGAUGAUGAGAAUUUCUGAGUUUCUGUAACACCUCCAAGAUAAUUACUGUUGCUUUGGGGCUGUGUUUCGUGCAGAAGUUGAUGUGUUUUCUAAAGAACCCUGUGAUAAGAUCGAUUGAUUCUCACUGCUCAGCGAUCAUGUUCAAUCCUAAGAAUAUGUCAGUCUCUAUCCCGCCUCCAAAAACUUUCUUAGGUCGAAUUCGAGCUCGAAGAUGACCCGAAGGAUGGCGCCAAGAAGGUUGCCGUCAAGGUGACCGCUGUCGGUGGUGGUGACUGCGAGGCUAAGGUCAAGGGAAAGGGCAAAGGAAAGGGAAAGGGAAAAGGUAUUUCUUCAUCGAUUUCAUCCUUGUUUGGUGAUACCGUUUUGCAGCAAAACGAAUUCAGUGACCACGUUCGCGCCUGUCGUAGAAUUGGAAGGUUCAUUUGCUUUGUAAAGAAGCACUUGCAUCAUUAUUCGGUGUCUUCUCACGAAUAUGACUUUUCUGACCGAAAACCUCACCAUUACAACUCACUACAGGUAA
Messenger RNA from Amoebophrya sp. A25, 1106 nucleotides. Lineage: Eukaryota; Dinophyceae; Syndiniales; Amoebophryaceae. The record is from the annotation of a GenBank genome assembly.